Messenger RNA from Cryptomeria japonica (Japanese cedar), 6286 nucleotides. RefSeq names its product callose synthase 10. Gene Ontology annotation, biological process: (1->3)-beta-D-glucan biosynthetic process. The record is from RefSeq and is a predicted model, not a curated record. Gene Ontology annotation, molecular function: 1,3-beta-D-glucan synthase activity. Gene Ontology annotation, cellular component: 1,3-beta-D-glucan synthase complex; plasma membrane. The transcript is spliced from 52 exons. NCBI's taxonomy places the organism in Eukaryota, Viridiplantae, Streptophyta, Pinopsida, Cupressales, Cupressaceae. Bases 294 to 6047 code for a protein of 1917 amino acids.
CGCGUCAGUCCCGCGUAUGAUAUGUAAACUUUAACCUUUUCAGUCGGCAUUUUGAAAAAUUACAACAGGGCUAACCCUUUUUAUUUUUCCUGUUCAGAUAAUAUGCCGUAAAUAUUCUGCUUUCUUUUCCUGAAUCUGUCGAAAUUGUUUCUUACAUCGCUCACUGUUUCAGACUUGAGCUAAGGUAUAUUUAGAGAAGUUCACGAUAGUUAAUACAUUCGAGCCUUUUGCUGUUUUUGGCUGAAUUGGAACUGGACAAUUGCCAUGCCCUAAGUUAAGCUGGGGCUAGAGAUAUGGGAAGGGUUGAGAGGAACUGGGAGCGCCUGGUUCGAGCCACUUUGCAGCGAGAACAGCUUCGCAGUGGAGGGCGGGCAGGUGGCAGGGUAUCAGCAGGACUUUUUGGCAGUGUUCCAUCAUCUCUAGGGAGAGGCAGUAAUAUUGAUGCUAUUCUACAUGCUGCAGAUCAAAUUCAGGAUGAGGAUCCAAAUGUUGCUCGUAUAUUGUGCGAACAUGCUUAUUCAUUGGCACAAAACUUGGAUCCUACUAGUGAAGGAAGAGGUGUACUGCAGUUUAAAACAGGGUUGAUGUCUGUAAUUAAGCAAAAGCUUGCAAAGAAGGAUGGAGCCAAGUUUGAUCGCAGCCAAGAUAUCGCUCGAUUAAGGGAGUUCUAUAAGGCGUAUAGAGAGCGUCAUAGAGUGGACGAACUUCAAGAGGAAGAGCAGAAGUGGAGGGAGUCUGGUUCUAUUAGUGGUGACCUGGGAGAGUUGGAGCGUAGAACUGUAAAAAUGAAGAGAGUUUAUGCAACAUUAAAGGUUCUAGGUGAGGUUGUGGAAGCCCUCACCAGGGAUGCAGGUCCUGAGGAAGCUGACAAGCUUAUACCAGAAGAGUUAAAAAAAGUUAUGCAGUCAGAUGCAGCAAUGACCGAUGAAAUGACUGCAUAUAAUAUUGUACCUUUGGAUGCACCUGCAAUGACAAAUGCUAUUGGUUUGUUUCCUGAGGUGAAGGCUGCAAUUGCAGCAUUGAGGUACUCAAGGGAUUUGCCUCAGUUACCUAAUGAUUUUCCAAUACCUAAGCACAGAAGCCUGGAUAUUUUUGAUCUUCUACAGUAUACAUUUGGCUUUCAGAAAGACAACAUUAGUAACCAGCGUGAACAUGUAGUUCUCUUGGUUACAAAUGCACAGACGUGUUUUGGUAUACCCGAAGGUGUUGAUCCGAGAAUAGAUGAAGGAUCCAUUCACAAUGUCUUCAUAAAGUCUUUAGAUAACUAUCUGAAGUGGUGUAAAUAUCUGCGCAAGCGUCCUUAUUGGCAUAGUGUGGAAGCAGUAAACAGAGAAAAGAAGCUGCUGCUAGUUGCUUUAUACUUUUUGAUUUGGGGUGAAGCUGCUAAUAUUCGCUUUUUGCCUGAAUGCAUUUGUUAUAUUUUUCAUAAUAUGGCAAGAGAGUUGGAUGAAAUACUGCAACAGCAAUUUGCCCAGCCAGCUCAAUCUUGCACUGGGGAGAAUGUUGUAUCGUUCCUUCAGGAAAUCAUCUUGCCUGUAUAUGAGAUUGUAGCAGCGGAGGCUCGAAGUAACGAUAAUGGGAAAGCGUCACAUUCAGCAUGGCGAAACUAUGAUGAUUUCAACGAGUUCUUUUGGUCAUCAAAUUGUUUUGAACUUGACUGGCCUUGGAAAAGAAGCCAUAAAUUUUUCAGGAAACCAAAGGAAUCAACAAAGGGCAUGCGUGCUUUACGGCGACGGACAGGAAAAAGCAGCUUUGUCGAGCAUAGAACAUUUCUUCAUCUUUAUCAUAGCUUUCACCGUUUAUGGAUUUUCUUGCUAAUGAUGUUUCAGGGUUUGACGCUCAUUGCAUUCAAUGAUGGCAAGAUUAAUGUGAAUACCAUCAAGGAAGUUCUUAGUGUUGGUCCCACAUAUUUUAUCAUGAAGUUUAUAGAAAGUAUACUUGAUAUUAUGAUGAUGUAUGGAGCUUAUUCAAUGGCUCAAGGAUUUGCUAUUACACGGAUAAUAAUACGUUUUGUCUUGUUUGGAGGAUCAUCUGUAUUGAUUAGCUAUCUCUACAUAAAGAUGCUUGACGAGCGUAACAAACGAAAUUCAGACUCAUUCUAUUUUAGGAUCUAUGCCUUGGUUUUGGGUGUAUAUUUUGCCGUUCAAGUUUUCUUUGGCAUUCUUCUUCGGAUACCUUCAUGGCGAAGGCUAAGCAAUAAAGUCGAUCAGUGGUCUCUUAUUCGAUUUUUUAAGUGGAUGUAUCAGGAACGAUAUUAUGUUGGACGUGGCCUAUAUGAAAGGACCACUGACUACUAUAGAUACGUGUUCUUCUGGUUGGUGAUUUUUGGAUGCAAGUUUUCUUUUGCAUAUUUUCUUCAGAUAAAACCAUUGGUAAAGCCAACGAGGACAAUUAUUCGUCUCCAGGAUUUGCCUUAUUCAUGGCAUGAUUUCGUAUCAAAAAACAAUCACAAUUCCUUGACUAUUGCCAGCCUGUGGGCCCCUGUCCUUGCUAUUUAUGUGCUGGACCUUUACAUUUUCUACACUAUCUUAUCUGCUAUUGUUGGGGGUCUUAUUGGAGCACGGGCUCGACUGGGAGAGAUACGAUCAAUUGAGAUGGUUCACAAGCGAUUUGAGAGUUUUCCUGAAGCAUUUGUUAAAAACCUUUUCCCAUCAAAAUUCAAUAGGCUGGAAGGCGAUAUAGCUGCUCCACAGCCAUCGCCAGGGUUGAAUAAGAGCUAUGCUUCUAAGUUUUCUCCUAUCUGGAAUGAAAUUGUUAAAAGCCUCCGUGAAGAAGAUUAUAUCACCAAUCGUGAGAUGGAGUUGCUUCUCAUACCAAGUAAUACUGGGAGCUUAAAUCUAGUACAGUGGCCAUUAUUCCUUCUAUCCAGCAAGAUUUUUAUGGCUAUUGAUCUAGCUGUGGAGUGUGUGGAGUUGAAGGACACACAGAUGGAAUUGUGGGCAAAAAUCAAAAGAGACGAAUAUAUGGGCUAUGCAGUUGUUGAAUGUUAUUAUAAUGUGGAGAAAAUACUGAAAUCAUUGUUAAAUGAUGAGGGAAGAUUGUGGGUUGAUAGGUUAUUUCGUGAUGCAAAGGAGAGUAUACAAGAUGAAUCUUUAGUAUCCAAUUUUCAACUGAACAAGCUGCCUCUUCUGUUGUCCAGAAUUACUGCACUGACUGGACUCCUUAUGCAUGAUGAAACACCUGCUCUAGCAAAGGGGGCUGUGACAGCCAUGCAAGAUCUUUAUGAUGUAGUCAUCCAUGAUUUGCUGUCAAACAGUUCAAGAGAUUAUUAUGAUACCUGGGGCAUUGUCACAAAAGCAAGGAACGAAGGGCGUCUCUUCUCAAGGAUGGAGUGGCCUAAAGAUAUGGAAAUUAAAGAGCAGAUCAAGAGGUUGCACUUGCUAUUAACAAUCAAGGACUAUGCUGUCAACAUUCCAAAAAAUCUAGAGGCAAGACGUCGGCUAGAAUUUUUUACAAACUCAUUAUUCAUGGACAUGGCACCUGCAAAACCUGUGCAAGAGAUUUUAUCUUUUAGUGUCUUUACUCCAUACUACAGCGAGACUGUGCUCUACAACAUGUCUGAAUUAGAGAAGGAGAAUGAAGAUGGAAUUACUAUUCUCUUUUAUCUUCAAAAGAUUUACCCAGAUGAAUGGAGAAAUUUUCUGGAGCGCAUUGGUCGAGAUGAAAACACACUUGAUUUUGAACUUAAGGAGAAUCCGAAUGAUCUUUUGGAAUUGCGUUUAUGGGCAUCUUACCGAGGACAGACUUUAGCAAGAACUGUUAGAGGAAUGAUGUACUACAGAAAGGCUCUUAUGCUACAGAGUUACACAGAAAAUCCAGUACAUGACAUUGAGGAUGGACUUGCUGGAGCUGACAUGACAAAUGCACAAGGAUAUGAGCUAUCUCGUAAGUCACGGGCUCAAGCAGAUAUAAAAUUUACAUACGUUGUAACUUGUCAAAUUUAUGGACAACAGAAACAAAAGCAUGCGUCAGAAGCUGCUGAUAUUGCUUUAUUAAUGCAAAGAAAUGAGGCCCUUAGAGUAGCUUAUAUUGAUAUUGUUGAGACUCUUAAAGAUGAGAAGGCACACAAGGAGUUCUUUUCAAAACUUGUCAAAGCUGAUGCUGAUGGAAAAGAGCAGGAAAUUUAUUCAAUCAAGUUGCCUGGAGAUCCCAAGCUUGGAGAGGGGAAGCCUGAAAAUCAAAAUCAUGCUGUGAUUUUCACUCGUGGAGAUGCCAUUCAAACUAUUGACAUGAAUCAAGACAACUACUUUGAGGAGGCUCUCAAAAUGCGGAAUCUGCUUGAGGAGUUUCACAGCCGUGAUCAUGGACUCCGAUUCCCAACAAUUCUUGGUGUUCGUGAGCAUGUCUUCACUGGAAGUGUAUCAUCUUUAGCUUGGUUCAUGUCUAACCAAGAAACAAGUUUUGUGACUAUGGGUCAACGCGUCUUGUCAAAUCCUUUGAAAGUUCGUAUGCAUUAUGGCCAUCCAGAUGUUUUUGAUAGGAUUUUUCAUAUCUCAAGGGGGGGCAUAAGCAAGGCAUCUCGUGUAAUUAAUAUCAGUGAGGAUAUCUAUGCUGGGUUCAAUUCUACAUUACGACAGGGAAAUAUCACCCAUCAUGAAUACAUCCAGGUUGGAAAGGGACGAGAUGUUGGACUUAAUCAGAUUGCAUUAUUUGAGGGUAAAGUUGCUGGUGGCAAUGGUGAGCAGGUCUUGAGCAGAGACGUAUAUAGGCUUGGGCAGCUUUUUGACUUCUUCAGGAUGUUGUCAUUCUACUUUACUACUGUUGGCUUUUAUGUUUGCACAAUGAUGACAGUCCUAACCGUUUACAUUUUUCUUUAUGGCAAAGCAUACCUGGCUCUUUCUGGCUUGGAUAAGGCUAUUGCAAAAAAAGCUGGAGAACUAGAUGACACAGCACUAGAGGCAGCUCUAAAUGCUCAAUUCUUGUUCCAAAUAGGUGUAUUUACUGCAGUGCCAAUGAUAAUGGGAUUCAUCUUGGAGCAGGGACUCUUAAAGGCUAUUGUGAGUUUUGUAACUAUGCAACUUCAAUUAUGUUCUGUAUUCUUUACAUUUUCCCUUGGAACAAGAACCCAUUAUUUUGGUCGCACUCUUCUGCAUGGGGGCGCCAAGUACAGAGCAACCGGAAGAGGAUUUGUUGUUCGUCAUAUCAAAUUUGCAGAGAAUUACAGGCUUUACUCUCGCAGCCAUUUUGUAAAAGGAUUGGAAGUGGUGUUGCUUCUUAUAGUUUAUGUGGGAUACGGUUAUGCCAAAGGUGGUGCAGUGUCCUAUGUUCUCCUCACUAUGAGUAGUUGGUUUCUUGCUAUUUCAUGGCUGUUUGCCCCAUAUAUCUUUAAUCCAGCUGGCUUUGAGUGGCAGAAAACUGUGCAGGACUUUGAUGAUUGGACCAGCUGGCUUCUAUACAAAGGUGGGGUUGGAGUGAAAGCAGAAGAGAGCUGGGAAGCAUGGUGGGAUGAGGAGCAAGUACACAUACGAACAUUGAGGGGAAGAAUUUUGGAGACAAUUCUAAGUUUACGAUUUUUCCUCUUUCAAUAUGGCAUUGUAUACAAGUUGCAUGUCACUGGAAAAGAUACUUCUAUUGUGAUCUAUGGCCUAUCUUGGAUUAUACUGGUUGGAUUCAUUCUGAUAUUCAAGGUGUUCACAUUCAGCAAAAGAGUUUCAGUGAAUUUUCAGCUAAUGUUGCGGUUUAUUCAGGGUGCUACAUUCAUUGCAGUUGUAGCAGGUCUUGCUGUUGUAGUUGCUCUCACAUCAUUGUCAGUGACAGACCUUUUUGCUAGUGUUUUGGCAUUUCUUCCAACUGGUUGGGCCAUUCUAUCUCUUGCAAUAGCGUGGAAACCCAUUGUGAAACAGCUUGGCUUGUGGAAGUCAGUUUCUGCCAUAGCUCGAUUGUAUGAUGCAGGCAUGGGCAUGCUUUUGUUCAUUCCCAUUGCAUUUCUAUCAUGGUUUCCUUUCAUAUCGACAUUCCAGACACGACUUCUAUUCAAUCAAGCUUUUAGUCGUGGCCUUGAGAUCUCCCUCAUUCUUGCAGGAAACAAGCCAAAUACAUUAGAGUAGUUGGCCUUUUGUCUCUGUAAAAGCUGUAUUUUUUAUUUUUUCUAAUAAAUAUGUACUGGUAUUCCAUUUGUGGACUUCCGCAUAUUCAUUCUGCUGUAUCAUAGAUUUUACACAACAUUUUGAGGUGUAUAUCAUUGAGGACAUUUUAGCUUGCGUACAAGAGAGAACUUAGCUAUCAAUAUUUACUGUGUGAUAGCCAGUUUUGGCCUCUAUAGUAGUCUUCAAUUUUUCUUUGAUUA